AUGGCUGAAGCUGAUGUAAUUUACACUGAUGUAAACUUCAGAGCUCCUCACACUGAGGGCUUUUCUUCAUCAUCUCUGUAUCUUCUGAUUGCAGACAUUCAACAAGACAAACUAAUCAAGAGGUCAAACUCCACCUUGAAGCGACUGGUUGUCCUGGUUCCUGUCCUUCUCUGUGCGGUCACUGUCAUCGCCCUUGGAAUCAUUGUCAUCAUUUUAAACACCAACAAAACCCCACAAACUGAGCAAGAGGAGAAUGAAGCUCUGAGAAAAAAUUCCUCAGAUGAACGACUUUUGAAGUGUGAAGCAGGCUGGGAGCAACAUGGAGGAAAGUGUUAUUAUUUCUCCACUAAUAAAUCCUCCUGGGAGGAGAGCAGACGUUUGUGCAAAGGUCUGGGAGGAGACCUGGUGAAGAUAGACAGCAGAGAGGAGCAGAUGUUCAUUAGAGAAAAACUGGUACAUAUGAUGAAGAACGAUGAGGACAAGUUCUGGAUCGGACUGACAGACUCAGAGGAAGAAGGCAGAUGGUUGUGGGUGGAUGGAUCUCCACUGAACACGAGUUUGAGCUUCUGGACUGAUGGCCAACCAGACAACUGGAGUAAGAGCAGCUUUAAACAAGCUGACUGUGUGAGGAUGGGACAGAUAGGAGGAUCUGAUGUGUUAAAGUCCUGGUUCGAUACGUCCUGUGACGCUCAUCAGAAAAUAAUCUGUGAGAAAGCAGAAAAAACUCGAUAG
Cyprinodon variegatus (sheepshead minnow) is the source of this 732-nucleotide messenger RNA. RefSeq names its product hepatic lectin-like. The transcript has 6 exons. Lineage: Eukaryota; Metazoa; Chordata; Actinopteri; Cyprinodontiformes; Cyprinodontidae. The record is from RefSeq and is a predicted model, not a curated record. The coding region runs from base 1 to 732 and encodes 243 amino acids.